Messenger RNA from Saprolegnia parasitica CBS 223.65, 497 nucleotides. RefSeq lists its product as hypothetical. Lineage: Eukaryota; Oomycota; Saprolegniomycetes; Saprolegniales; Saprolegniaceae. The coding region runs from base 40 to 447 and encodes 135 amino acids. The transcript is spliced from 4 exons. The record is from RefSeq and is a predicted model, not a curated record.
CCAACCAACUACUACUCAGUCGGGUCUUCCGAGUUGGCGAUGACGACGCCAGGACAAGACGCGAAGGACUUGUCCAUUCCAGCGAAGCGAGCGAUCGUGGCCAAAGUGCAAACCCGCCACAAGGCCCACGAGACCUUUCUGCAGCACAAUCUGGAGGACAACUACGACUAUAUGGUCAAGACGACGGACCCAAUCUUUGCGGACGCACUGGAAGCCAUCGUGCAGCUCAAGCCGGAGCAGGUUGCUUCGUACCUCGCUGAUUUUAUGGCGGGGGGUGAAAUCGACCUCACCAAGUUCAAGCGUUCGCAACUGCAAACGCAGUUUUACUUUGACCGAAAAGUUCGCGACGUCAUGUCGCUUGCGAUCGGAGCUGUGAUCCAAGAUCGUCCGACCGACGUCCGCGCCUACUUGGCCGAUUUCUUCCAGAAACGCAGCAACGACUACUAAAGUAUAGUUUACGUCUAGUGCUAACGCUACGAUCACUUUCCACUGACAUG